Molecule: messenger RNA, 1385 nt
Organism: Girardinichthys multiradiatus
Lineage: Eukaryota; Metazoa; Chordata; Actinopteri; Cyprinodontiformes; Goodeidae
Gene: chmp1b
Product: charged multivesicular body protein 1B
Exons: 8
Coding region: 157-756 (199 amino acids)
Biological process (GO): endosome transport via multivesicular body sorting pathway; protein transport; late endosome to vacuole transport
Cellular component (GO): multivesicular body; ESCRT III complex
Source: RefSeq, a predicted model, not a curated record
GAUAUUUUGGUAAGACAUCAGGAAGUGCGGAAGAGGGCGAAGCAACUGAAACAAGAGGGGCCCAACUUUCGGCAACUUUUUUGUUUUAUUCGACGAGUUUUUUGUGGGGUUUUCAGCCAGAACUUUGUUGUUGGGCCUCCGAAGAACAAAUUAAAGAUGCCGAGCCUGGAAAAAAAUCUUUUCAAUCUAAAGUUUGCUGCCAAAGAGCUCCAAAGAAAUGCAAAGAAAUGUGACAAAGAGGAAAAAGUAGAAAAGGCAAAAGUCAAGAAGGCCAUCCAGAAGGGGAACACGGAAGUGGCGAGGAUCCACGCUGAGAACGCCAUCAGACAGAAAAACCAGUCUGUGAACUUCUUGAGGAUGAGCGCUCGAGUCGACGCAGUGGCAGCCAGAGUCCAGACGGCAGUUACAAUGAACCAGGUCACAAAAUCUAUGGCUGGAGUGGUGAAAGGCAUGGAUGCCACUUUGAAGAGUAUGAAUCUCGAAAAGAUUUCUGCUCUCAUGGACAAAUUUGAGCAUCAGUUUGAAACUCUGGAUGUUCAGACAGCCCAGAUGGAAGACACCAUGAGCAGCACAACAACUCUCACAACACCACAGAAUCAAGUGGACUCAUUGCUGCAUGAAAUGGCCGAUGAAGCAGGUUUGGACCUGAACAUGGAGCUCCCUCAAGGACAGACAGGAUCAGUGGGUACCAGUGUAGCCUCUGCAGAACAGGAUGAACUGUCUCAAAGGCUUGCCAAACUCAGAGAUCAGAUGUGAAGAACAGCUGCUGUGGAGUAGCACCAGAACGCAGAGUUCUACAACACUGAUACACACUACCUGAAUAUAACUCCUUCUAAUUGAUGCCAUGUCUGGGUUUCCCUCGUUUUUUCAUAUUCUGUCUGUUGAAAAGCAACUAGAGAAUAAUUCUUCCCUAAGGUUAAUGGUGCCUGUUGGUUUUUGACAUCCAAUUUCAUGUUAACAAAAAACUUUAAUUGGAAAGAUUCUAAUGAAAAUAAAAGACAUGAUGUGUGUGGAAAAUAUUUAUAUACACUUACAAUAUUUACAAUAAGAAAAUCAAUUAGAAUUAUUACCUUUUAUUUAUCACUUAUUUCAAGAAAUACCCUCCAGGUUUUGUAUAUUAGUUUUGUUUUUUGUUUGUUUGUUUUUCUUUCGGUUUGCAUAUUUGGGGCAAAAUAUGCAUAUUUCAUUUCUGGGACUGUUGAAAUAUAUUUCUUCCCCUUGGUGAACUGUCUUUUUGUGUUGAUUUAUUCAAUUUUCUUUGUGAUCAAUAUUUUAAGAAGGUGGAAGGUUACGUUGUCUGCUUCUCUGGUCACCUUAAUUUUCACUCAUUUUUUGGGAAGCUUUAAAAUUAAGAGAAUGACCAAUAAAGUUGUAUAAUACCCAUA